This is a messenger RNA of Zasmidium cellare ATCC 36951, 1428 nucleotides long. RefSeq lists its product as uncharacterized. Gene Ontology annotation, cellular component: nucleus. The coding region runs from base 1 to 1428 and encodes 475 amino acids. The record is from RefSeq and is a predicted model, not a curated record. Gene Ontology annotation, molecular function: iron ion binding; oxidoreductase activity, acting on paired donors, with incorporation or reduction of molecular oxygen; monooxygenase activity. NCBI's taxonomy places the organism in Eukaryota, Fungi, Ascomycota, Dothideomycetes, Mycosphaerellales, Mycosphaerellaceae. The transcript is spliced from 4 exons.
AUGGCGUCGACCGUAUCAUUGGAAUGCCAACUACCGGUGGCGCCCACGCUGCCGACGUCAAUGGGCUUGAUGUCGACUGACCCGAUGCUUUGUGAUUCCACACCGACUCCGUCUCCAAUGCGAUGGUUUCCAUCACGCAAACUGCGUGCCCCCAAUCUCCCAGGUGCACUUAGUGGGUCGCAAGAUGGUUGUUUUCCGAUAUCUGCUCAAUCGACUUCCUGUCCUCUUGACACGAACGAUUUAGGGCACAAGACGUGCCAAGAUGAGACGAAGUCGGCUGGCUGCUCUUCUGCUGAGCAUUGGGAUGUUCAGGAUAUGGGUGUGAACCACUACCGAGAUGUCAUUGACUCAGAUUGGCUCAUCGCUGGCACAGCGACGACGCCUACGCCACCGGACGGCGGAGAUCUUUGGCGACGUAUGAGCAGCAAACCAUCAGAUUUCAUGCCGGAUUUCGGAACAGAGCUCUUCUUGUUCAACGACACGAACUUGGGCGAAGAGCAGCUGGCGUGCGCUGACUUCCCACCACUACCUGAGCUCUACGCCCUCGAGAACCCUGCUAAAACGUCAGACCGUAAGAGCAAGGCAGAUCAGGCAAAGGGAGACAAGAAGUUCGCUUGCAAUCAAUGUGAGAGCAGGUUCUGUCGACCCAGUCACUUGCAGCGUCACAGACAGUCGAAGCACACUCGUAAAAAACCCUACCACUGCUCGGACUGCAGCAAAUGGUUUUCUCGUAAAGACAAUCUAGUACAGCAUCGGAGGUCACACUGCAAGCGGACUCAACCUCGCAAACGUGAUCCAUGUAUGUCUAUGAAUGGUGGAGCUGCUGGCAUACUGAUCAUGCCAAGGCCGGAACCAUGGCUACUCACAUGCCCCAUCCAUGAUGCAUUGUGUUGCGCCACAAUUCUCUACAGGAGAACUUUUUCCGUCUUCCAACGAUCUGUGGCUAAUUACAGUUUCCGCUUCGUCCAAACCACCUUGGCGAUGGAGCUAACGACGUAUGGACUAUGUUCAUCCUGGUGCAGGAGUGACUGUUGUCCGCGCGCAGCUCGGCACAGGUUGCAGCAUUGUCACCCUUUAUCGCGAUACCCAGGCCCUCUCUUCGGUCGAUUGACGCAGUGGUACGACGUCUGUCAUGCAUACGUGGGCGACAAAUAUAUCAACUACUAUCAGCUACAUCAGGAACAUGGAACUAUCGUUCGAUUUUCGCCCAAUUCACUUUCGAUCAACGAUCCAGCGGCUCUGAAAGCGAUUUACGCCCGCGGGUCCAACCUGACGCGCACCAACCUCAGAAGCGCAGGAUCGUGGGGCGGAACUCAAGGUCCAGAUCGAGGAACAUCGAGCCCACCUCGCACGCCUAGAGAACGAAAUGCAGACCCUGUGGCAACAGCAAGAUUAGCUCAUGCGCUAACUGGGGCAGUAGCGGGUUGA